CUCAAUAGAUGAGAAAAGCACUUCGCAAAAUAUCAAAAUGAUGUCGAAAAGCUUGUGUUUCAGUCUGCUGAUUGCUGUUGUCUGUGUGCAGUUGGCCAACUCCUUGACUUGUUACACAUGCAUAAAUGCAAAUGAUUGCAAGAGUGCGAGAAAAACGACCUGCACCAAUGACGCAGCCAAUGAGACGAGUUAUUAUUUGGGCGUUUACCACCAGAAUGUGCGGAAUCUAAGCAGCUAUAGAUUCGAUUGCAUGGCCCUUAAGUACACAUUCCCGAAUAACAAUUCAAUUACGCAUCAGCUGCAUGGCUGCAUUCAUCCCGAUGUGAACGCUUGUAAUUUGGUCCUUAAGCCAGAAUUUUCCAGCUGGAGAAAGGCGAAGUGCACUGUCUGCUCCGGGGAUAAGUGCAACAAGAAUCCAGCUGGCAAAAUGAGCAGCAGCCACUACACAAUAGUGGCCACUGUCUUGGCCCUAACGCUGGCCAAGAUCUAUGCCUAGAAUACAGGUGUGAAUGCCGAUCAACGAAACCGUUAACAUUUUCAUGGAUAUUGCCUAACCAAUCGUCUGGCUUAUCACAUUUCUUGACUUUGCGAUAAGAUUAUUAAUUCGAACCGAAUAAAAUUCUUACUAUUUCGCAUUUGUGACUCAGCUGGGCUAUCAAUGUUUUGGCCAAAGCGUUUUCUCUUAAGAACCAAAUGCCCGGAAUUAAAUAGGUAAAAUAUGAAAUGAAUAAAUUUACUGCAUGACAACAGCAAAUGGUUUUCGUUAACAAUAAAUGAAAGACUUAAAAACAAUAUA
Drosophila hydei is the source of this 796-nucleotide messenger RNA. RefSeq lists its product as uncharacterized. NCBI's taxonomy places the organism in Eukaryota, Metazoa, Arthropoda, Insecta, Diptera, Drosophilidae. The coding region runs from base 38 to 496 and encodes 152 amino acids. The transcript is spliced from 3 exons. The record is from RefSeq and is a predicted model, not a curated record.